CAGCCAUGGCGAGCAGCUCGCAGACGCCGCCCGAGCAGCCGCUGCAGGUGAAAGUGGUGGGGCUCUUCAAAAGCUCCAGCUUUCAAAUUGCGAAGAGCGCCGCUGAGAGUCUGAAGAGUAAUUAUCCAUCCAAAUUUGAAGACCCUAUAAUAGUUCCUGUUCAAGAAUUUGCAUGGGAUCAAUAUCUACAGGAGAAAAAAAGGGAACUUAAGAAUGAAAUCUGGGAAUAUUCUUCCUAUGUGAUGUGUUUUAUUAACGAUCAGCUCCUGGGUGAUGCACUUGAUCUUCAGAAAUGGGCCCACAAAGUGUGGGAUAUAGUUGAUUUUAAGCCUCCUGCACUUUAUGAAGCACUUACUAUGGAUUAUUCUGCCAAAUUCUUAAGAGACACGAAGCAUAAUUUUGUGUUCUUGGACAUUUCUAUUGAUUUUUAUCCAAUUGGAAGAUUGAUUUUUGAGCUAUAUUGUGAUACAUGUCCCAAAACAUGUAAAAAUUUUCAGAUCCUGUGCACAGGAAAAGCAGGGUUUUCCCAAAGUGGCAUCAGGCUACAUUACACAGGUUCCAUUUUUCAUCGAGUGGUACGGAAUGGUUGGAUACAAGGAGGAGAUAUAGUUGCUGGAAGAGGAGAUGGUGGAGAGUCAAUUUAUGGACCAACAUUUGAAGAUGAAAACUUCUCAAUUCCUCAUAAUAAAAGGGGAGUUCUUGGAAUGGUCAACAAAGGCCGUCACAGCAAUGGGUCACAAUUCUACAUCACACUACAAGCAGCUCCCUAUCUAGACAGAAAAUAUGUGGCUUUUGGGCAAUUGAUUGAAGGAACAGAUGUUCUUCAUCAACUAGAAUUGGUUCCAACAGAGAAUGAAAGACCAAUACAACAAUGUGUAAUUAUUGACAGUGGAGAGCUUUAUGCCUAACCUUCGUAUCAGUAUUUUCUGACAAUUUUUUAUUGUACAUCUGAUCAGCUGUUUCUAGAUUUAAUUAAACAGUGCUUGUUAAAAUUUGA
This is a messenger RNA of Balaenoptera acutorostrata (minke whale), 997 nucleotides long. RefSeq names its product peptidylprolyl isomerase like 6 (gene PPIL6). The transcript is spliced from 8 exons. The coding region runs from base 6 to 908 and encodes 300 amino acids. Gene Ontology annotation, biological process: protein peptidyl-prolyl isomerization. NCBI's taxonomy places the organism in Eukaryota, Metazoa, Chordata, Mammalia, Artiodactyla, Balaenopteridae. Gene Ontology annotation, molecular function: peptidyl-prolyl cis-trans isomerase activity. The record is from RefSeq and is a predicted model, not a curated record.